UCUCUGUAUGGUUGAGGUCGGGUAAUUGUGGAGGCCAGGUCAUCUGAUGCAGUACGACAUCACUCUCCUUCUUGGUGUCAGCUAGAGAUGUCAGCUAGAGAUUUGUAGUCUUGCAUGAUGUCUUUGAUGCUUAUUAGCAUUUUUGAAUCUGAGAGUAAAUCGAGCUGAAUAUUUGAUAAAAGUCAUAGAUGUAUUUGUUCUCAAAAUGUCACGCCAGGGUAAGCCUACACCAAACACUGCCCUUAUUUUAAGUUUUUCUAAAAUUCCCUAUGGGAAAAUGAAUGGUGGAAACAGCAAUUGGAACAAUUUCCCUGUUAGGUUUUAUGGGUAUUAUGACCUCCACUGUGAGGUUCUAUAGCUAUCUAGCACCCCCUCCGCAAACACGCGUUCUCCAAUGUUCAAAUCAAAUUGUAUUGGUCACAUACACGUGUUCAGCAGAUGUUAUCGCGGGUGUAGGGAAAUGCCUGUUGGUUACAAGGCGGUACUUAUGUAAAUUAGGUAAGAGGAUAUCAUGUUACCAUUGGUGUAUUAAAAUGAGAGUUAGGGCGAUGUCACCCUAUUCCUUUAAUAAUCCUCUGUGAAACUGCAGGUUACAAUUUGGGGUGUUCCUGCAUGUGGGCAUUACUGCAUCUGUCUCCCGAUUGUCUCCGCCUCUCGCUCGGGUGACACCGUGUACUAGCUAUCUUGAUAGUUAGCGACAUCAUGUACUAACUAGUCCCCGCAUUCCGUGUACCGGAGUCAUUGACAAACUAUCUAAACUAGUACACAGUGUACUAAGCUCCCGCCUGCCCUCGCCGUCGUUAACAGAACUCGGGAAAACAGUGCCCGACCCUACUUCUGUGCGGUUUAUCAGGAAUGCUCAAAUGCAUGAACACUCCUAAUCACAGGGCGCAAUUCCACCCUUCUCAAUAAGCGUGCCUCCUGAAUCCAAGUGUUUGACAUGGAGGAAGGGACCAGUAACUUUAUGAUCAAAUUGUAUCAAUGUAGAACCAACAGUAUUUUUUUCAUACUUUAGUCAUCAUACUUUGAUCAGGUUUCAUCCAAAUACCAUCCAAUCUCAUGAAAAACAUGUAUUGUUCAUGACCUGUAAUAACCAUGUGCGCCACUGCAUUACACUACAUGUAUAUCUUGUAUUGACUAAUACGUUUUACGAUCUGAAUUCUGAACGGCGUCUUUUUUGGUCAAUAGAUAUGGCUAUCCUACAUGCAGACUAUAAUAGACCCUGCUAUUUGUUGUGCCAGUGCUAAUUCUAACAAUUUUGAAGGUUUGUUGCAAUCUCAUAUUUACGGUAAUAAAUACUUAGGUCACGAGUUGUUGAACGGAAGUGGAAUUGCGCACGCAUCACGCGUUGUUUUAAUUUAUCGACAUUUACGGCUUGUUUAUUGAACAUUAGCUUGGAAAUUGUAGACUUUACUUCACACAGAUAAUACAAAUCUGUAAUUUGGGCUGGACAAGAUGGCCAGCUGCAAUUUUCAGGUGCAGUUUAUAUCCAUUAUGGAGGUAUUGGCUAAAGCAGCGGUAGCCGAAAUAAACAAUCGUGUAGAUGAUAGCUGUGCUGUUAUACGCAUGGAAGUUAUCCAAAGCCAGCGAGAUAUUGAUGUAUUGAAAAGGAAGUGUCAAAUGAUGGAGAGCGAGCUGAAGAAGACACGAGGACGAGUCAGGAGAAAAGAGAGAUCUUCAUAUCCAGUCAAGAUAGUUUUGAACAAGCAGAGGAGUAGUUCACAGUGGAGAGGUGGAGAUAUGGCUGUUGAAGGGGACUCUCAACCCAAGCCUACAGAUGUGGAGCAGAGAGUGGAGACUGAACCCAUACUGAUCAAAGAUGAGGAGACAGCAGAGGAUGUGUGGAAGACUGACCCUCAGGAAGAGUUCAGGAUCACUGGAGAGGAGUCUGGUUCCAAGCCUGGGAAACCACCAUCCUUUGAGCAACGGCACUGUGAUGAGGACUUCAUCACACAACCCAGCAUAUCUCCCAGAGACUCAGUGGAACAUUACACCAAUUCUGAUCGUCCAGAGGAACCAGGAACACCCCGGCUCGCAUCUACAGAGGUGUUCAGCACAGAGCAGCACCUUUCGGACGAGGACUCACUAGACCUAGUGAUGGUGAAGAAUGAGAAAGAGGAGGAGCUGGAUCAGACCACGCCCCUUGCAGAACCUGACCAGUUUGUCAUGGAUGAGACUGAUGGGCAGCUGUUGACCUCUGUGGAUCCAGGCAGAGACACUGACCCUGAUGGCCACCCAGAUUUCUCCUUUCAUUCAACAGAAGAGUACUCUCAGGAUAUCUCAAUUUUCCCAUCUAAUAGUGGGCUGUCAUCUGUUCCUACUAUGAGGGAUGAUGUAGGGCUGUCGCUUCACUCUUCUAUUUGGAAACCACAUGCUAACGUGUUCAGUUCAGCAAAACACAUGAAAAGACAUGUCAGGACAUUGGCUGAUGAGACUAGACAACAGAUGCCAGAGGGACAGAGUAGCGAGACGCUGAACUCCAAUAAUGAAGGAAAUAGUUUAGCUCUACAGCCAAGACUGCAUCAAUACAGGGCUGCAGAAGCAACAGUGAGAUUGAGUGAGUGCACAACAGGGUCAAACAUGGCCACCACCUCCACCUUCUCUGGAUACAGCUUGAGUCACAGUAGUUUUAACAUGGUGAAGAGAAUGAGGACUCAGUGGAGAUCAGGCGGCACCACCGAGAGGCGUUUCAGCUGCACCUUCUGUGGGAAGAGCUUCCCACGUUUCUGGCAGCUAAAAGAACACCUCCGGAGUCACACCGGAGAGAAACCGUACACCUGUGAACAGUGUGGCAGGAGUUUUACCAAGCAAUGCAACCUGAUCAGACAUGCUGUAGUCCACAGCGGAGAGAAGCCCUACAAGUGCACACAGUGUGGGAAAUGCUUCCCCCAGCGCUCUGAGUCUGGUUCCAAGCCUGGGAAACCACCAUCCUUUGAGCAACGGCACCGUGAUGAGGACUUCAUCACACAACCCAAUAUAUCUCCCAGAGACUCAGUGGAACAUUACCCCAAUUCUGAUCGUCCAGAGGAACCAGGAACACCCCGGCUCGCAUCUACAGAGGUGUUCAGUACAGAGCAGCACCGGCCAGCCGAGGACGAGGACUCACUAGACAUAGUGAAGGAUGAGGAGCUGAAACAGACCACGACCCUGGCAGGACCUGUCCAGUUUGUUAUGGAUGAGUCUGGUGGGCAGCUGUUGACCUCUGUGGAUCCAGGCAGAGACACUGACCCUGAUGGCCACCCAGAUUUCUCCUUUCAUUCCACAGAAGAGUACUCUCAGAGUACUCAAUGGUCCCAUCUCAUAGUGGGCUGCCAUCUGUUCCUACUAUGACAGAGGAUGUAGGGCCAUCGCUUCACUUUUCUAUAUGGAAACCACAUGCUAACAUGUUCAGUGCAGCAAAA
This is a messenger RNA of Oncorhynchus mykiss (rainbow trout), 3401 nucleotides long. RefSeq lists its product as uncharacterized. NCBI's taxonomy places the organism in Eukaryota, Metazoa, Chordata, Actinopteri, Salmoniformes, Salmonidae. Gene Ontology annotation, molecular function: DNA-binding transcription factor activity, RNA polymerase II-specific. The record is from RefSeq and is a predicted model, not a curated record. Gene Ontology annotation, cellular component: nucleus. Gene Ontology annotation, biological process: regulation of transcription by RNA polymerase II.